GAACAGGAUUAACGUUGUUCUGUGAACGCGAAGAGUGAACGAUAGUUUCUUCGAUAAUGCAUCGUUAGUGAUUUUAUUUUGAGUUCAGCAGUUUUUUUUUUUUUUCAUUGCUUCUUAUACGUUUCAUCUACCUCCGGUCAAACAAUAUCAGUGUAUAUGUUAUACGGUGGACAAUGGCUCGACAUUUGUGUUGGUUUUUUGUGAUUUUUGGGCACCUUGCCCUCGAAUUAUGCGCCCAAAAUCCUGUGGAGGAUAAAGCUACGUUCGAGGCAGCCUUCCAAGGUAGAUGCGGCCAUGGAUCACCAUGCGAACAGCUGUGCUACGAGCUUCACGACGGGAUGUACGAGUGCGACUGCAGAGACGGAUACAUCCUUCAUAAAAACGGAUACAGUUGCGCAGAGUUGAACUCGACGUCACCCUCGAUGGGCGAUCUGGGCGAGUUCAUCGAGGACGCGGAAAGUGACGAGCUGAGUCCUGACCCUGACGACGAGGACGCGGUCGAGGACAUCCUGUACAUGAGGGGAGCGUCCUUCGUAAUUCACCUGGACCCAGGACCCGAGGUCGGCUCGUCGUCACCCCCGAUUUCCCCGAACGAUUCGAGCCCAGAUGCCAGGGAAGAGACCAACGAGAUUCCGAAUCACGUUAUCGACCCUUCGCCAACAUCCCAGGGUCAGACGCAGGAGCUAAAAUCGACGUCGACCACCGAAGCGGUGGUCAGCACAGACCCUGCCUGCGUCCUGGAAUGCGGCCCGGGUGGGAAUUGCUACGUGGAGCCUCGCCGCGCCGAUGAUGGAAGUCAGGUCAGUCAGGCGGGACUCGAGGCCACCGCAGCUGCGACCACGAGACUGACCGAGGCUUCCUUUGCUCAGAGAUGCCAGUGUCCGCUUGGGAGAGGCGGUGAUCGAUGUCAGGACGAAUUGGAAGUGAGGUCUCCUCGCUUCACCGGAUCCGGUUGGCUCGCAUUUCCGGCCCUGAGAGCGGCGUACAAACACGUUCAACUGGAACUCGAGUUUCGCCCGGAAGCCUGGGACGGGGUACUCCUGCUGGCCGGCGAGCGGGACGAUCUCCAGGGUGACUUUAUGGCCCUGAUACUCCAUCACGGCUUCGUGGAGUUUAGAUUCGACUGUGGGAGUGGCGUCGGCAUCGCUCGGACGUCGGAUACGGUGAAACUGAACGAGUGGAAUACCCUGGCAGUUUACAGGCAUCGGUGGGAUGCCUGGAUCCAGCUUAACGGUGGACGGCGAGUGCAGGGAAGAUCGAAGGGAUUAUUCUCCAGGAUCACCUUCAGGGAGCCCCUGUUUGUCGGCGGACCCGGAAACACAACAGGGCUCGAAAGACUUCCGGUGACCGUCGGGUUCAGGGGAUGCGUAAGACACUUGGAAGCCAACGAGCAUCACUAUCGGUUUCCUCUCGCCCCUCUCGGGGAUGCCGCCAACGGAUUCGACGUCGAGGAAUGCACUGCCGACAGAUGCAGCAAGGUGCCCUGCUCCCACGGAGGCAAGUGUCUGACGACCGGAGGCGACACCGCCGUCUGUCUCUGCCCUCUGGGGUACACCGGCGACCUUUGCGAGACCCGAGUCGACCUCCAGGUGCCCUCGUUCAACGGCUCGUCGUACCUGAGGUACCCGGGACUCGGCGAUUCUUCUUUGUCGUGGCUCGAGCUUGGCGUAACUCUGAAGCCGACCGCGUCCGACGGUGUCAUCCUCUACAACGGGCAUCACAGCGACGCGACCGGAGAUUUUGUCGCACUUUACCUCGCCGCGGGACACCUUCAGUUCACCUUUGACCUUGGAACCGGCCCUGCGACCCUCAGGAGUGAGAAUCCCGUUCGUCUCGGCGAGUGGCUCGAGGUCCACGUCUCCAGGACGGGGCGCCUCGCUUCCCUCGAGGUCGACGACGAACCACCCCGAGAGAUCCUGGCGCCGGGAGCCUUCACUCAGCUCUCUUUGCCCCUUAGUUUAUACCUCGGAGGCGCUCCCGCGACGGACGUAUACUCACCAAAGUUGAAAACCACCGCGAGCUUCGUCGGGUGCAUUCAGUCCGUUACCCUCAAUCGGAGGGAGGUUGGCAUCUUGGCCGAGGCUCUGGGUGGCGUGAAUGUCGGGAAUUGCGGGCACGCCUGCGAGGCACGGCCCUGCGGCGACGCCGAGUGUCGUCCCCUUCGCGAAAGGUUCACCUGCCGCUGUCGGCCAGGAAUGCCUCAUCCUUGCCCCGAACUUGACGUCGACGAGGCGUCCCCGGGGACUCCGAUUCCCGGACCCGAUCCUGGGAUCAGGGCCACGAAACCCAGUCGCUACGAACGCGCCGUUCCCAGUUUUUCCGGUGCCAACAGCUACCUUCACUUCAGUGAUGCUGACACUAUGAAGAGAAUAAUCAGCUUCAGGGUCGACAUCAACAUGAGAUUCAGGGUGAGCAGCAGCAGUGGCCUUCUUCUCUGGAGCGGAAGGCAGCUCGACCCUCAGGAGACGAUGGAUACUAACGGCGAUUUCCUCGCCCUGGGACUGGAUCAGGGCUAUCUAACACUCGCCUAUAAUCUCGGUUCCGGCGAAGCCUCGCUAAGAUACAAUCUGACGAGACUCGACGACGAUCUUUGGCAUCGGGUCAGAGCCGUCAGGAACGAACAGUGGGCUUCUCUCGUCGUCGACAGCGGGACCGGCGUUUCCGUUUCCUCGCCGGGGCAGCUCAGGCAACUCAACACGGACACGGGCCUCUAUGUCGGGGGUGCUCCGGACGUUGUGAGGACGACGGGUGGCCGAUACACCAGAGGAAUCGUUGGUUGCGUGAGCGACUUGGUCUUGGACACGGAUUUCUCGGUCGCCUUAUCGUCUCCAGGUCAGGCGACGAACACGCAUUCCUGCAUUCCCUGAGGUCGCCGGAAGUUCCUCUAGGCCCCGAAAUUCUCCAUAGGAAUGAAUAAAGAAAACUAGGAUAAUAUAAUAUACACAAUAUACAUAUAAUGUGAAAAAUAUCGACAAAGUUUAAGUGGGUUUUGACCAGACGGAAAUUAAUGCAUUAUGAUUAUUCAGAACAACGCGAUUCAUCGAUAACUUAUACGAUAACGCGCAAAAAGAUUUAUAACAAAA
This is a messenger RNA of Diprion similis, 3083 nucleotides long. Its product is annotated as pikachurin. The record is from RefSeq and is a predicted model, not a curated record. Lineage: Eukaryota; Metazoa; Arthropoda; Insecta; Hymenoptera; Diprionidae. The transcript is spliced from 14 exons. Bases 174 to 2867 code for a protein of 897 amino acids. Gene Ontology annotation, molecular function: calcium ion binding.